This is a messenger RNA of Postia placenta MAD-698-R-SB12, 750 nucleotides long. RefSeq lists its product as hypothetical. The record is from RefSeq and is a predicted model, not a curated record. The coding region runs from base 1 to 750 and encodes 249 amino acids. NCBI's taxonomy places the organism in Eukaryota, Fungi, Basidiomycota, Agaricomycetes, Polyporales, Adustoporiaceae. The transcript is spliced from 3 exons.
AUGUAUGAUUUGUCGUUUGCGUUCGCGUUAUUGAAAUGGGAUGCGUAUCAGCAUCAAGCGAGCACGUAUUGGGCACCGUGCGAGGGGUGCGAGUGGUGCCGUGGUGGGAUGAUACGAUACCAGGGAGACGUUUCAUCACCUGCCCGUCAGCAGGGCCGCAACGGGAUUGGACGCUGCGCAGAUAGAGUUCGGGGGACGCUCAGCGAUGCGAGAUGCGAGAUACAGCGUGCAUGGGCGCAGAAUGGAAGGUGGUCGUGGGCCGCGAGGCUCCCCGCGCGCAGCCUCAUGAGGCCGCGACGGGCAGCGACGAGUGCGGGGGAUGCGCCGAGUGUAGCCGGCGGGGGAGCGCGCGGGGCGACCGGGGCUCUAGAUCAGUCAGGCGGGGCUGCGUGCCCUGGACGAAUUGGACCUGAUUUCAAUUAUGUAUCGCAGACGCAGCGGCGCAGGAGUGAUGCCAUCCAGAUAAGGGGUGUGCCCGGAUUAGGCGCUGCGGUGCAGCUUCCCGGGGGUGCAUCACAAGGACGGGGGGGCACUCGCGCGCUGACGGAUCAUGGCAGGCCUUCCAAGGAGCCCUUCAGACGGACCACCACAGUCCACCAGACGCCGGCGUAUCAGCCGGCGCGGACGCGGCGCCCGCGACGCCCGAGCCCGGUGCUCACUCGUGGGGGCGCCGACGACGCAGCGAGGGCGAGAUGCGAGGGCGAGAAGAGUGAUGCGCGAAGGCGGGGGCAUAAUGAAUUUUUUAUCUGA